CACUUCAAACUGUAAGUGGUUCAGUCUUCACUCUUCACGCGUCUCCUUCACUCGCGUGAAACUCGCGUCCGUGAAAUUACGCAGCCCGGACGCGUUACAUCAUCAGCGCACCUUAACGCAGGUGACACAUAGGACACCCGGAAGAACACGAGCAUCGACAAUCACACCAGUCACUUCAGUUUCAGUCUAGCCCAGAAGAGCCGAGCAGAUCACAGUCAUGUCAGAGCUCAAGAAGAACAAGCUGUUUAUGGUGCUGAUGGAUGUCGUGUGUGUGCUCGUGGUGGCGAUGCCGUUCAUCAUAAUGACCAUCAUGUACCAGCCGUACCAGCGUGGCGUUUACUGCAAUGACACGACCAUCCAUUACCCCUACAGACCAGACACCAUCUCUCACAAAAUGAUGGCGGCCGUUACCAUUUCCUGCUCCAUUAUUAUAAUCACUUCCGGAGAGGCCUACUUGGUCUACACUAAACGCCUCUACUCCAAUUCAGACUUUAAUCAGUAUGCUGCGGCACUUUAUAAAGUGGUGGGGACGUUUCUGUUCGGCGCGUGUGUGAGCCAGUCUCUGACCGAUAUGGCUAAGUACACCAUCGGGCGCUUGCGGCCCAACUUCAUGGCAGUGUGCGCUCCUGCAGUGUGUAAUGGCUACGUGCUGGACAUAAACUGCACGGGAACCUCUCGCAACGUGACCGAAUCCAGGCUGUCGUUCUACUCCGGUCACUCCUCCUUCGGGAUGUACUGCAUGUUGUUUCUGGCGUUGUAUGUCCAGGCACGUAUGGCAUCCAAGUGGGCCCGCCUCCUCCGGCCCACGAUUCAGUUCUUCCUGGUGGCCUUUGCUAUUUAUGUGGGAUACACACGUGUGUCUGACUACAAGCACCACUGGAGCGACGUGGUCGUGGGUCUCCUGCAAGGGGCGCUGGUUGCAGUCCUCACGGUGCGAUACAUCUCUGACUUCUUUAAAGAGCGUCCCCCUCGCUGUCAGGAUGUAGAAAAUGCUGAAAACGAAGACAGCGAACGCAAGCCCAGCAUUCAGAUCUCAGACACGGACAGAAACCAUUACUCCUACAGCAGGCCUGCAUGAGCCUGGCCUUUGACCUGUGAGAGCAGUCACACAGAAGCACUGGAUGCUGCACCACGUCUCGUACAGACAGCCACACACAACUGUACACUGGCACUGACUGCGCUCUCUUCCACAGGGUCAUGCUCCCAUUUCACACAGACAGAGAGAGAGAGAGAGCGAGUGAAUGCAUGAACUAACACUGAAUAUUAGAUUUUAUACUUCUCUACAGACCGUGUUUAUACCCAAUUUUGUCUUAUGCACGCUCAUAUACGCCAAGUGCACAGAUCGCCUGACAUCUAAUGAACCGUGAGGGACUUUAUUGUAUCGGAGCACAAAGAUGAACUUCUCCAGGGGGAACUGGUCGUUUCCAUGACAACCUCAAAACCACCGGUUGACAUUUACUGACUUGCCGUGCUUCUGCUGUUCGAAGGGAUUCUUUCGGCAUGGGAAAGAAAGUGAUGUUUUCUAAGCCAUCAAAUGACAAGAAUUAAUGUUUCUCUAAGUAAGAAAUCCAGAAAGAGAAGUCUGAACAAGGUCUUUUUCACAACGACAAUUAGAUAUUUUAUACGAUUUUCUACAAUUUUAUAAGUGUUAUAUAUAUAUAUAUAUAUAUAUAUAUAUAUAUAUAUAUAUAUAUAUAUAUAUAUAUAUAUAUAUAUAUAGUGACUUAUUAUUUUAUUUAUUAUUUUAAUAAAUAAAAUAAUACUUUUUUUUUUUUAUAUAUAUAUAACGAAAUGUUAUUUUCCUGUGGCGGUAGGUUUAGGGACUUUUAUAAACAACAUUUUGGUGAACUAGUUAUUAUAUCCGCACACAUGUACAAGAAAUUCUGCAUAGCAUGCAUGAUUUUUAUAAAAUAACACUUUUUAGUGUUUAAUUUGCUGAAGACUACCAUGACAACUUGUGAUUUCAAUCUAGUUUUGUCGUGUCGCUCGCUCUCAUAACGAUGUCGUUUAAUGAAAACCACUAGCUAACCGAGACACAUAUAUAUCGGUAUAUUUCAUGGAAAUGAUUCUUACUAACCAACCUAUCCAGCAAUAAGGAUCAAUAUUAACUAUCAGAUUUAAUACGUUAAACAGCUGUUUAUGCUUGAAUGUUAUCACCGCAUCCUAACUACGUGAACGUGAAAAUGCUGCUUGUAAUUUUAAAAUCACAGCCAAUCGUAAAGCUGUAUGCUGUUUGUGGACCAAUGAGGAGUCACUAGGGGGCGGGGCUACCCAACGUGAAAAGAAACUGACGCUUGUAGAUUCAGACUUGCGCCGUUUUACCCGCGUUAUCGGGUUGAAUGUUUUCACAGCAUCAUGAUUGUUUAGUUUUAUGUGCCUGUUUCCGGUGAAAAACGCCUGUCGAAAUCACCAGCGAGUUCAAGAGUCAAGUUACAUUUAUUUUCUUCACGUCACGCUUUUCUAUAAGACGAAAUGACGUAAGCUGCGAUCUUUUGGUCUGUAAGUUUACAUGUAUUUCACCAGUGACCAUUUUAUCUGAGACUCACACUCGUCGUUUACUCUGAUUUACCUCAUUUUAUUCUUCUAAUUUGUGUUAAUUCGGAGCUCGAUCCGAGUCUCAGCAUCGAACGACUUUUUCCAAGACUGGAUGGUCAGAUGACCUUGAGAAAUAUUAAUAACAAAUACGCAAAUUGGGAUACAACCACUGUAAGUCUGUACUUUGCCAGUGGAAAACUAUUUGGGCAUGCCAGCUUGUCAUAAAAUCACCCCUUUGUCCUACAGCUAAAUUAAUGACCUUAAAAUGAAUUAUUAUUAUCUUUAGAUUUAGACACUAGAACUGUCUUUGUUUUCUACAACUACGAUAUUUUUCUAGAACUAAAAAGGAGAAUGUAACAUUCCCUUCUAAAAUGAAUCAUAUAUUCUAGCAUUUAUUUUUAACUUCCCCUCUCACUUAUUAUGUUAUUAAUGUGGGGAAACUUUCAAAAAUAAAAAACGUUCCUUCUCAUGUGUAAUUUAUGGAGGAAAAACAAUAUUUUUAAAUGCAUCAGAUUUUUUACCUGUCUCACCUGUUAUGUUGUUUAUGGAAAAAAAUCCAUUCCUUUCUCAAGUUUCAAGUUGACAGUCGCUCAUGUAAACCCUGAACAACAGAAUCUGCUGUCUACUGUGAGUUGCUAAUGCUGCAAUUUUUUAUGGACACUAUAUUUAGUGAAUAUGAAUGAUGUCUCCCUCUUUUUUGCUUCUAUGUGGAACAGAGACUCUCUUGUGAUUCUGAUUUAGUCACACAACCCGAACGGCCUUAAAAUAAAUGAGGACUGAGCUCACAGAGUGACUUACACACUGAAUGUGAAAAAGAUUGUGGCUCAUGUUUACACUUUUGCCAAUAUGUGUAAAAUGCAAGUAUUGUUUAGUUGAAUGUUUCAGAGCGAUGAUGAUGUUUUUGCGAGAUUGUUGUAAGCACAACUUUAAGUGCAUUAAGUUGCAUAAAUUAACCUAUUACAGUAUGUCAAAACCAAAAAAAAAAAAAAAAAGUCUGAUUAAAUUGAAGCUACUGAACUUUUAGUUUUCCUAAAAAGUAAUAAUUCUAAACCACUUAUGAUGCUUCGAGCUCCAGAAAUUUUAUAU
Messenger RNA from Labeo rohita (rohu), 3621 nucleotides. RefSeq names its product phospholipid phosphatase 2a (gene plpp2a). Bases 218 to 1078 code for a protein of 286 amino acids. Gene Ontology annotation, molecular function: phosphatidate phosphatase activity. The transcript is spliced from 6 exons. The record is from RefSeq and is a predicted model, not a curated record. Gene Ontology annotation, biological process: phospholipid metabolic process; signal transduction; phospholipid dephosphorylation. Lineage: Eukaryota; Metazoa; Chordata; Actinopteri; Cypriniformes; Cyprinidae.